GAUAGAUGUAUUUUUAAAAAACGUGAGGAUUUUGUUUGGUUUUAUGUUUUAUUGAUUAAAAUUAUGCGUAUUGCCUUGAUUUAAAUACGUUGCAUUAAAGUGAAUGAUAUUGCAUUCAACUCUUAGAUAGUAAGUCCAAAGUAGCAAUGGAUUUCCAAAAUAGACCCGGUGGAAAAACCGGAGGAGGUGGAGUAGCAUCAUGGUCGGAAAGCAACAGAGAUCGUCGCGAGAGGCUUCGCCAACUCGCAUUGGAGACGAUCGACUUGAACAAAGAUCCUUAUUUUAUGAAAAACCAUUUGGGUUCUUAUGAAUGUAAGUUAUGUUUAACCUUACAUAACAAUGAAGGAAGCUACCUAGCCCACACUCAAGGUAAAAAGCAUCAAGCUAAUUUGGCCCGAAGAGCUGCCAAGGAAGCCAAGGAAGCUCCUCAGCUGCUUGCUCCAGAAAAACCCAGGAUUGAACCAAAGAAAUUUGUUAAAAUUGGGCGACCUGGUUACAGAGUCACUAAACAAAAGGAUCCUGAAAAUGGACAGCAAAGCUUGCUGUUCCAGGUAGAUUAUCCAGAAAUUGCUGAGGGUGUACAACCAAGACAUCGUUUUAUGUCAGCUUAUGAGCAGAAAAUAGAGCCCCCAGACCGCCGUUGGCAAUAUCUACUUUUUGCAGCUGAACCCUACGAGACAAUAGCAUUCAAAGUACCCAGUAGGGAAGUGGAAAAACAUGAUUCUAAGUUCUGGACCCACUGGAAUAAAGAUACAAAACAAUUCUUUUUGCAAUUUGCAUUUAAAAUGGAAGCUUUAAGAAUGCCUCCACCUCCUCCUAAGAUUUGGGAGAGCCACGGGAUGCGCCUGCCGCCGCCGCCGGGAGCACCCAUGCUGGGUGUGCCACCCCCACCACCAUUGCUCCCAGUGCCGCCGCCGCCUCCUUCUAUGUAAUUGCACUAUUUUCAAGGAAAUAAAAUUGUCUUUUACUUUAA
Messenger RNA from Amyelois transitella, 973 nucleotides. RefSeq names its product splicing factor 3A subunit 2 (gene Sf3a2). The coding region runs from base 147 to 932 and encodes 261 amino acids. Gene Ontology annotation, cellular component: U2-type prespliceosome; catalytic step 2 spliceosome; nucleus. Gene Ontology annotation, molecular function: nucleic acid binding; zinc ion binding. The record is from RefSeq and is a predicted model, not a curated record. The transcript is spliced from 3 exons. NCBI's taxonomy places the organism in Eukaryota, Metazoa, Arthropoda, Insecta, Lepidoptera, Pyralidae. Gene Ontology annotation, biological process: spliceosomal complex assembly.